Syngnathus acus (greater pipefish) is the source of this 2631-nucleotide messenger RNA. RefSeq names its product carboxypeptidase Q-like. Gene Ontology annotation, biological process: peptide catabolic process; proteolysis. The record is from RefSeq and is a predicted model, not a curated record. The transcript has 11 exons. Lineage: Eukaryota; Metazoa; Chordata; Actinopteri; Syngnathiformes; Syngnathidae. Gene Ontology annotation, molecular function: metallodipeptidase activity. Bases 142 to 1569 code for a protein of 475 amino acids.
GGAAGUCAGCAAUGGUGAGGCCGUCCGAAUCACGAGAAUACUUCAUCAGGUUGUUUACAUCUGUAAUGAUCUUUUUGGUUACCCUGCAGACGGAGACAGUCUUAAAACCCAAGCGACCGGACUCCUACCCUGGCCUGCAGGAUGGUUGGUAAACUGUCUCCCUGCUUCUUCAUCCUUAUUUUCAUGCUGAAAUCCCUGGUUGGGCGACCCCAAAGCCCAACAAUGGUUAGAUAUGAAUUCAACAGAACUGCUCAGAAAGACGUGGCAGCGGAGGUUGCAGGCUACGCAGAUAUGGCCAAACAGAUCAUCGACCUGGCUGUGUUCGGAGCCGCGAAGAAUCGCUCUUACGGACGCCUCGCCGACUUUACAGACACCAUCGGGAACCGUGUCAGUGGCUCGCUCAACCUGGAGAUGGCUAUCAAAUAUAUGUACAAAGCUAUGAUGCAGGAUGGUUUGGACGUUCAUCUGGAACCAGUAAAAAUCCCACACUGGGUUAGAGGAAAGGAGAGUGCAGUGAUGACCUUGCCAAGGGUUAAGAAUCUGGCUCUCCUAGGUUUGGGGAGCAGUGUGGGGACACCACCUGAAGGCAUUGAGGCCGAGGUGUUGGUUGUUGAAUCUUUUGAGGAACUGAAGCGCAGAGCCAGCGAGGCCGUAGGGAGGAUUGUGGUCUUCAACCAGCCAUUUGUCAGCUACGGCACAACAGUGGCAUACCGCGAAUACGGCGCCUCGGAGGCGUCGAAAUUUGGAGCCGUGGCCACACUUAUUCGAUCCGUCACUCCUUUCUCGAUUAAUAGCCCUCACACAGGUUGGCAAGACUACCAGGAUGGUGUGAAGCGCAUCCCUACGGCAUGCAUCACCAUGGAGGAUGCUGAGCUCAUGUCGCGUAUAGCGCAGAGGGGGCAGCGGAUCACCGUCCGACUCACCAUGGCCGCCAAGACGCUCCCAGAUGCCGACUCCUAUAACACGGUGGCUGAGAUAAAAGGCUGGCAGCACCCCGAGCAGGUUGUCCUAUUGAGUGGUCAUCUUGACAGUUGGGAUGUUGGCCAGGGUGCUAUGGAUGAUGGGGGCGGAGCCAUGAUUUCCUGGGAAGUCCUGUCACUCAUAAAACAGCUAGGUUUACGUCCGAGAAGGACAAUGCGUACAGUGCUGUGGACGGGUGAAGAGCAGGGAGGAGUUGGAGCGCAGCAGUACUACAAUCUUCAUAAGGUGAAUCUGUCCAACUUUGAUCUGGUCAUGGAGUCUGACAUGGGGACAUUCAGCCCGGUGGCCCUGCAAUUUACAGGCAGUGCUGAAGCACAAAGGGUGAUGGAGGAGGUGGUCAAACUGUUGGCUCCUCUCAAUACAACCAAACUGGAGACACAUGGAGAGGGUACGGACAUCUCGCCUUGGAUGCAGGCUGGAGUACCAGGUGCCAGCCUACAUGUAGCCGACAGUCGAUAUUUUUGGUUCCACCACACGGAAGCUGAUACCAUGACAGUUCAGAACCCUGGAGACAUGGACCUCUGCUCGGCUUUGUGGGCCGUGGUGGCGUACGUGGUAGCAGACCUCGAGGACAUGCUGCCUCGGUAGUUGUUGGGAGGACGAGACAAGGAUUCUCAGAAGCUGCGUCAGAAGUGUUUACACUGGUGAUAUCGCAGCAGAGUAUUCUGUAAAGCUUUAGCGAAAAAUAAUCUUUCUCUUAAAGUGAGACCAAAACGUGACAAGGAUUAGGGAAAAUGGUUUGAACCAAACAUUUUUAUUUUUCCAUGGUUUUUAUACUUAAUAUUUCUGUAUGUGUACAAAGUGCAACUUUUAUUUCAUCACCAGUUUUGUGUUCUGUAAGAUUUUACAAAGAAUAAUUUCAUUGUUUUAUUAUCAUGGAUAAAAGGCCAUUGCUUUGAAUGACCAUUCAUUACCAUGUUUAAGUGUUUUCAUGAUGAUGUGUGACAAAAGCGCUAGUAAAUAAAAUUAGCUACGAUGACAUGGUUAAAAUGCAAGAUAAAGAAUAGAAAAGCAGAACAAAAAUUUUGCCAAGAAUUUGCAAUUAUUUCCAUUUUUGGUUGCCACAGAAGGCAGCAAGAAAUACAAUUGGCCAAUGUAUUUCAAAUCCAUUAUUCCCAUCAGUGAUGUCAGCCAGCAUAGACAAAAGUUCUUUGGAAACUAUGAGUGUGCACUGGAAGUUGUUGUAACUUGUAACAGGCCUUAAGUCACCUUUUGUCAGUACCUUCUGAAUUCAUGGGCUGAUUCACACGCAUGCACACACACGAUUACGUGAGUUGAGAAACGGAUUGGAUGUUUCAACACAAUGAGUCACGCAUCUGCGCUGACGAGCUGCAGGAAGCCACAUGCACACAAAAACAACAGACGUCACUUCAUCAUGGAUUUGCCCUACUACAUCUGGUACAAUUAUUUUACUUUUUUUACAAGUCUUUUUUUUUAACAUUAGCUUUUUUGUAAUUGUUGCCAUUUGUUUAUGUUACGACUACUAUUGAGAGAUCUUACAUGUUAAGGUGAUACUGUAAAAAGCCUAUACUGAGGAGGUGUUGUUCUCUAUACACCAGGGGUCAUUGACCUUUGUGAAAGCUGCUUCUUGGUUAUUGAAUACUCAUAAUGGAAAGGACUAAUAGUUUGCUAAACACAUCUGGAAUAACA